Papilio polytes (common Mormon) is the source of this 1900-nucleotide messenger RNA. RefSeq lists its product as uncharacterized. The coding region runs from base 289 to 1638 and encodes 449 amino acids. The transcript is spliced from 2 exons. Gene Ontology annotation, molecular function: nucleic acid binding; zinc ion binding. The record is from RefSeq and is a predicted model, not a curated record. NCBI's taxonomy places the organism in Eukaryota, Metazoa, Arthropoda, Insecta, Lepidoptera, Papilionidae.
UUAAAAAGAAUAUUGUUUAAAAAAGAAGAACUAAUGUCAUUGUCAUUAUUGCUUUUCUAUUAAAAAUGGUUAUCAAGUAUUAAAUUUUAUAAUUCCUGUAUUUCAUUUAAACAUGGUCAGCUUCGAGCAGGAUAAUGAUUUUGGAAAACUCUUUUGGAAGCCUAUUUUGGAGUAUACGGAUUAACCAUUAUAAGGAAUAAUCAUCGCUUAUAAUAUUAAGAAGCAUUCCUUGAACUAUCAUUAAUAUUUUAUUUGUACGUUCUAGGAGAUUAACGCUGGUUUCCCAGAAUGUCUCCAGAUGGAUUUAAAGAGCUCACUAAGAAAAGGAGUAGCUUCAAGGGCCAGUUAACUUCUUUUGUCAACUACUGCAAGGAUUUAAAACCACCUUUAGAUUCAGUAACCCUUAAGGAAUUACAAUUGCGUACAGGGAGGAUUGAAGCGUUAUACGCUCGCUUUGACGAGGUACAGUUACAGAUUGAGUGUUUAGUUGACGAGGUUGAUGCGCAGUAUGUUUCUCGAGAGGAUUUCGAGUCUAAGUAUUAUAAAGCAUUAUCAAAUGCGCAGGACCUGUUAGCUGCAUGUAGCAAUUCGCCGUCAUCUGAUUUUAAAAGUAUAACUAGUAACCGAAAGCUUGUCAAAUUGCCUACCAUACAAUUGCCAAAGUUUAAUGGGUCAUACGAGAAUUGGUUAGAAUUUCGUGACACCUUUGCUAGUCUGAUACAUUCUAAUGAUGAUAUUGACGACAUAAACAAGUUUCAUUACUUGCGUGCUUGCUUAGAGUCGUCCGCCGCUGUGGUAAUUAAAUCUAUAGAAUUUUCAGCUAGUAAUUAUUCCGUAGCCUGGAAGGUGUUGUGCGAGCGGUACGACAAUAAACGAUUACUGAUUCAGAAUCACGUUGUCACCUUGUUUAAUAUCGAACCAAUACCAAAAGAAUCGUCCUGUAGUAUAAAGCAAUUAAUUGAUCAAUUGAAAAAGAAUUUGAGGGCUUUAGAGGCAUUAGGUGAACCAGUUGAAUAUUGGGAUACAUUAUUAAUUUAUCUAACUACUAAGAAGUUGGAUCCUAGGACGUAUAGGGAAUGGGAAGAGUUCAAAGGUCGUACAGACGAAGAUACGUCAAAGAAAUUCAGUGAAUUCAUGAAAUUCUUGCGUAGUCGUGCAGACUUAUUAGAAACUUUGGAACUUUCUCAUAUUAAUCCCAUUAAGUCAAUUUCUAAAUUUAAGUCUAUGGUUUCAACGCAACAAAUUAAUAAAUAUAGCUCAUCUAAUGCUAACUUACCUAGUAGAUUAUGCCCAAAAUGUAAAGGUGAUCAUAACCUAUCUAGUUGCUCACAGUUUCUUGCUCUUAGUAAUGAGGCCCGAUUUAAGAUACUGCCUACUUUUAAGAUUUGUUUUAAUUGUUUUAGGUCAGGUCAUUAUGCUAAUCACUGCAGAAAACCAGGUUGUAACGUUUGUAAACGCCGUCACAAUAGUUUAAUUCAUGUAAGUGAUUGGAAACCGGUCCGUAAUAAUAACAAUUUACGUAAUGAGAAUGUGAAAACACGGGUGGAUUCUACCCCCUCAACAUCGUCUGCGUCGAAUGUCGACCAGUAUGGUCAAUCUUUGUCAGCAAACGUACGUACCUUCUACAGAGCCAGUUGAGGUAUUACUUUCUACCGCGUUAGUCAAAGUAUAUGACAAUAAUAAUUGCGAACAUGUUGUAAGGGCAAUUCUUGACAGUGGUAGUACAUCGUGUAUCAUGACGGAAAGUUUGUUUUCCCGGUUAAACUUAAGACCUCAACAGAUAGAUAAAACAAUUUUGGGUAUCAAUAACGUGACGUCACACGUAGGUAAAACUUGUCGUGUUAAUAUGAAGUCUUUAAACGAAAGAUUCAUGUUCAACUUUUCUUGUCUUGUUUUACCA